This is a messenger RNA of Papaver somniferum (opium poppy), 1764 nucleotides long. RefSeq lists its product as uncharacterized. NCBI's taxonomy places the organism in Eukaryota, Viridiplantae, Streptophyta, Magnoliopsida, Ranunculales, Papaveraceae. The coding region runs from base 316 to 1485 and encodes 389 amino acids. The transcript is spliced from 2 exons. The record is from RefSeq and is a predicted model, not a curated record.
UAUCUAGUGAGCCACAGCCAGUUGAGUCGCCCGCCGGAAUCACAUAAGUGCUCAAAUGGAUGCUAGCUAUCUCGACUAAAAGUAGAGAUCCACAUUGCUGGCAAACCUUAUUCUAUUUCCCUUCCCUUAUCAUUGAAAAGCACGGCACUCUUUGUUUUCAGCCUCAUCUUCACAACCUGUUGUGAUCAUGUGUUGUCAAUGACUCUUUCUAACAAUAACCAGACACUAACUUCACAUAAAAGUAAUCCCUAAAUAACUUCCAUAUUAAGAACAAACCACAGACUGCAAUUAAUAAAAAAAAAAAAUCAAACUUCAAUGAAAACCCAAACACAAACCACCAUGACUUCUUCUUUCCUUGUCUCUAAAAUCAUCUCUUCAUCUUCAAAACUUUUUUCAACUCAUACCAACAAAUACAAACUUCUUCAAAUCCUCCAUCAAAUUCUUUGCAUAGCUCUGUAUUGGAUUGUUUUCUUCCUUAGGCUUCUUCCUUCGCUGUACCCGAACCCAAAAACACCAUCCAAACCGUUUGAUGCUUUCUCUGGUAAAAGAGAUAAAAAUAUCAUUCAAGAAACAACUGUUAAUGGAGAUUCUACUAGUGUUUGUAGAGCACUUACACAAAUUCUUUCAAUUAUUAACGAAAUUCCAGUUAGUUCUCGGAAAUACGAACUUGUUCGUUCACUAGCAGAGAAAUUGAUCGAGGAUAAUCUCAAAGUAGGGUCGGAUGUUCUUAGAGAUAUCAAUUGUACAGUCCUUUCUUCUGCUUUUGCAAAGACUCUCCAGCAGCUUGAAUCUGCAGUCAUGGAGGAGGUCAAGGAGACUACUUUGAUAGGAUCGUCUGAACAUCGAUUGGACCGGAUUCUGCACAAAAUUUGGUCAUAUAGCGAACGAGCAUGGGCAUGGCUUGGUGAAAAUGCUGGUGUUCCUAAACCGGAUGCUUGGGCCGCUGAGAAGCUCGCAGCUGAGCUUCUCUGGUUUGCCAUGAAGAUGUCAACUUGUGGAGCUGUAGAUGUUGCGAUAUCAAGCUGGGGGUCAGCUUCUAGAUUGGCUUGGCUCUCGAUUUCAGCUGAGCCACGAGUUCAAGGUUCUCUCGUCAAAAUUUCAGUGUUCUUGUUGAAGGAGGCGAGAAAAAUGGGACAAACAGAUGAAAUGGAAAAAGAUCAAAACUAUGAUGAUGAAAACGUAAUGAAGAUGAUAGGGAAACAUGAUGAGCAAAGCGAGAAGAAGAUGAAGUUGUUGAUGUCAUGGUUGCCAUUCCUGUGCAGGGCAAGCAAAGGAACGGAUGCACCAGUCUUAAGCACCGGCGAUAGAGUGGAAGUAGAGAGAGCAAUUGAAGACUUGAUAAGUACUUUUAAGAAAGACCAACAAGAGAGAGUUUUAGCACUUUGGCUUCAUCACUUUACUUCUUGUCCACUCUCAGACUGGCCAAAUCUUCAGUCCUGCUAUAAUAGUUGGCUGGAUGCAUCACGAAAGCAAUUGGCUAUUUGAUGAACUACUGGCUGGUCAUAUCCCACAACAAGUAUCUUGCAGAAUACAUGUAUUUAUGAAGUACGAUGCAUAUGUGUCAGUGAUUCAUGUACACAUUUCGGCGAAAUGCUUGUCAUGCGCUUAAGAAACCUAGGCCUUACUCUAAAUUGCCACUACCAUCAUCACAAUUUGAAUUUCAAAUAGUGAACUGCCAGUAAUACCAAAUAUGUAUAUAAGAGAGCACUGUGUAUAUAAGAGAGCAUUAAGUCCAGCUAAAUAAAUGAAAAUCUAUUCUAGAUA